Molecule: messenger RNA, 4125 nt
Organism: Chlorella variabilis
Lineage: Eukaryota; Viridiplantae; Chlorophyta; Trebouxiophyceae; Chlorellales; Chlorellaceae
Exons: 13
Coding region: 1-4125 (1374 amino acids)
Cellular component (GO): nucleus
Molecular function (GO): RNA binding
Source: RefSeq, a predicted model, not a curated record
AUGAAGAGGCGAAAAUGGGACGUGGCGGCGCCUGAAGCACCGCCGCCAGCUGCUCAGGCGGCGCCAGCCAUGCUGAUGGGCACCAGGGUGGCGGGGCUCGCGCCGCGCGCCUAUGGCGCCGUGGCCGCCGCGCCCAUCGGUCCUCCUGGAGCCCAGCCUGCGCAGCCUGCCCACCCCAGGGCAGGGGUUGGCGGCGCGAUGGACCCGGAGAUGCUGAAAAAGAUUCAGGCCAGCGCGGCGGCGGUGGCGGCGCGCCUCAACCAGGAUGCCGCUGCUUCGGGGGUGAUGCCGCAGCCUGCAGCGGCGCCGCCGUCCUUUGCGCUGCCGCAGCAGGACGCGGCGGCCAUCGCGGCGGCGCAGGCCGCGCUACUGCAGCAGCAGCAGCAGGCGGCCGCCGCCGCCGCCACGCAGGCCGCGCUGCAGCAGCAGCUGCGGGAGCAGCUGGCGGCGCAGGCGGCCGCCGCGCAGGCUGUGGCCAGCAUCAAAGCGGAGGUGACCUUCAACCAUGCGGCGCCCCGCACCCGCCACCACCUCACCCGGCGCAGCACCCAGCAGGAGCUGGAGGCCAAGUGGCGGGUGGUGGUGGUGGUCAGGGGGCGCUACCACGCACCCGGCCAGCACCCCUCCAGCGACCGAGAAGACGACCGUCCCCUCUUCCUGCGCGUCACCCCCAGCAACAACCUGCCCAUGGACCCCAAGUGGCGGCAGCACGCCUGCGACAUGGCUGCCGCUGACAUCGCAGCCAUGAUUGCCAACCGGCCGCGCCCCAUGCCGCAGCCUGCGGGCCCCGGCGGCGCGCCGCCGCCCGUGCCCGCUGCCACGCCCGCGCCCGCCGCCGCGCAGCCCGCCGCCGCGGCUCCCGCGCCGCCUGCGCCGCCUGCGGGCGCCUACCCCCAGUCCGGCCCCGGCUGGCUGUGCCUGUACCCGCGCUGCGAGGGGGCGGCGCCCGAGUUUGACGCCGCAGGCAGGCUGCGCGGCCCCAACGGCAGCUACCUGCAGCACAUCCAGAGCGCCACGGGGGUGGCGGCCAGCGUGGCGGGGCGCGGGUCGGGCGUGCAGCCGGAGGGCCCCUUCCCGCUGCACCUGCACCUGGCCAGCCAGGAUGCCGCCAAGCUGGAGGAGGGGCGCAGGCUGGCUGCCAACCUGAUUGACACUGUGAGGGAGGAUUUCAAGGCGGCCUACCCCUCGGCGCCUGCCCCUCCCCCGCCUGGGCAGUACAGCCCGCCGCCACCGCCGGCCCCAGCCCCAGCCGCAGCCGGGACGCCCUGGCAGGCAGCCGCGGCGGCGCCUGUGCAGCCUGCGCAGCCUGCGGCAGGCGCCCAGCCUGGCGCGUACUACCCGCCAGCAGGGCAGGCAAGCCCGCUGCAGCAGCAGCAGGGGCAGACGUAUGGCGGGCCGACGCCGCACGCCAUGCCGCCGCAGUAUGCUGGGCAGCAGGCGCCGGCAGCGCAGCCGCCGGCGCCUGCACAGGCGUCGUCAUGUGCUCAGGCGGGGGCCUACCCUCCCCCUCCGCAGCAGCAGCAGCAGCAGCCGGCGUCUGCCUAUGCUGGGGCCUACCCGCCGCCCCUGCAGCAGCAGCAGCCGGCGUCUGCCUAUGCUGGGGCUUACCCGCCGCCCCCGCAGCAGCAGCAGCAGCAGCAGCAGCCGGGCGUUUCUGCCUCUUACCCUGCCCAGCAGCAGCAGCAGCCGAGCGCGCCUGGCGGGUACCCUCCACCACCUCAGCAGCAGUACGGUCAUCCUGCGGCUCUGCCGCCGCCUGGUGCCUACCCGCCGCCGCCUGGCGCUUACCCGCCUGAGCCGCCACCCCGGCAGCAGCAGCAGCAGCCGGCCGGGCAGCCAGCCUACUACCCACCCGCUCACCCAGGCGGCUAUGCCGGCGGCGGCGGCGCUGCGACGCUCGAGCCGCAGCAGCAGCAGCCACCCGCACAGCCAGGGUACUCUGCCCGGGGGCCGUAUGCUGGCUACGGGCGGGGUGGCGGCCCCCCUGGAGGCCCCCCAACCGGCCAGCAGCACCACCACCAGCCCCAGCAGCAGGCGCCCCCGCAGCAGCAGCAGCAGCAUGCGGAGCCCGAGCAGCCGCAGCCGCCAGCCAAGCGGCGGUUUACAGAGGCCAAGGCCGACCAGGGCUCCAACCAGCAGGGCCACUCCAAUCCUUACGAUCAAUACCAGGCGGCUCGCUCCGCUGAGCCCCAGCAACAGCAGCAGCAGCAGCAGCAGCAGCAGCAGCAGCAGCAGCAGCAGCAGCAGCAGCGCCAGGAGCAGCAUGGGCCGAGCCACUACCAGCAGCAGUACGGCCAGCAGGCGGCGGCCUCGCCGCAGCUGCCGCGCGGCGCCGCCAUCUCGCCGCCGCAGCAGGCCUGGCCGGCAGGGGCCAUGGGGCCUCCGCCGCCCCGCAUGGCAAUGGGGCCUCCACCCCCUCGCCCGCCCCAGCAGCAACAAGAAGCUGGAUGGGGAGCUGAGGGAGUCGACUGUUGCGACAGAAGCAACGUUCGGGUGACGAGCGCAGUCAGCGUGAUGAGAUGCCGGCAGCGGCCAGCGCUGGCGCUUCUGUCGCGUGGGCAGCCCUGUCGCACCUUCAACGAGCACACUGCCAUGCACCGUAAACUUUGUGUCACUGUAUUGGCAGGCAUGAAUCAAUACCUUGGCCAAGGCGCGCAACCGGCGGCGGCCACCCUGACGCCGCUGUCGCAUCCGCCGCUACAACAGCAUCGCUACUGGCGGUGGCAUUCUCAGGUAGAAUUGGCUCGGUUGGGAGCUCAGGGUGUAGCGGGCAUGGAGAGCAUACGGGUGGCGCCCGCUGCAGCUGUGCUGGCGACAAGCUUCGACCGGUACUUUGCCGCCAAGCAGGUCACCAGCGACGUGUUUGGCACCACCCUGGGCAUGCUGGUCUACCUCAGCCUCAUCCCCUCACUGGCCGCCCUGCACCGCCCAGACCUGGCGGCCGCCGCCGUGGCCUGCGCCGUCCUCUGCCAGUGGCCGCUGGCGCUCAGCAGGCUGGCGCCCCGCUCCCGCCGGUUCUACAUCCAGCACCGCGACUACCUGCUGGUCCUGCACUCCAUCUUCCACUACGGCAUGGGCGGCCAGUUUGCCAGCCACGUGCGGCUGAGCAGCCGGCUGGGGCGCACCUCCACCGCCGGCUUCCUGGCCAGCUUCCUGCUGUCCUCCACCGUGCCGUGGCAGGGCGUGGAUUCCCUGAUGUACCGCAUGCGGUACCAUCGCUUUGUCCUGGUCAAGCCCCUCAUCCUCCUGUCCGUCCUCCCGCUGGAGUGGCGGCUGUGCCAGCUGACGUGCGCCGCUAGGCCAGACCAAGCACACACCUUUGGCAUGGCGGCAGAUGCAGUCGGCAUGCUGCUGGCGCCGUUCCGGCCGCUGGGCUCAGUGUCCGGCCUAGAGAGCUCCAGCCUGAGCUGCUUCAAGGUGCAAGCCUUCCUGCUGCUGAUGCUGAGCUGGGCGGUGCCGUCCCUGGUGCUGCGCCGCCUGGAGCGACAUACGUUUGCCAAGUUUGUCGCCCAGCAGGCGCAGCUGCAGCCUCCUUCGCCCGAGGGGCAGGCUGUUGGUGCGGGACUGGCGGCAGCCACCCCAGCGGCGGCGCACGAACCGGCGCUGUGCAGCGCGGAGCAGCCCAGUUUUCCAGCCGCAGCCGCUGCGCGGGCAGCCGCCGCAGCUGCCGCAGCAGCGGGGGCAGCGAAGCGGCAGCCAGAGGCGCUUUCUCGCCCGCCAGCAGUGCUGUUCGCCGCCGUGCUGCUUCCCGCAACUGUGCUGCUGCCAGCCAUGACGCUCUGCGUCUCUGGCGCUGGCGCGGCUGUGUCUGUGGCAGCCGCCACGGCAGCUGUGGGGCUGGCGAUUGUGGCAGCAGCUCCAUUUUCCUGCGGCCCGCUGCAGCAUCUGCAGCUGCUGUGCAGCAGCAGCACCUCCGGCCAGGUUGGGCGGCUGAGGCACCUGUGGGGUAGCUGGCUGCAGCAGGAGGUGGGGCCGGAGUGCUGGGAGGACGAUGCAGAGGGAGGAGGCAGCGGCAUCCUGGGCCUCAUGGGUUGGCCCGCCUGGGCCCUCCCGGUCAUGCUGGCAGCGCUGUGCUGGCACACCAUCGACGCUCUGCUCUGGGAGCGGGCUGCUGCAGCCGCCUAG